Molecule: messenger RNA, 379 nt
Organism: Amoebophrya sp. A25
Lineage: Eukaryota; Dinophyceae; Syndiniales; Amoebophryaceae
Source: the annotation of a GenBank genome assembly
GUCUGCUACUAGUUCUAGUGCUAGACUGCAACUAGAUGGCUACGAACGACUAGUUGGCAAAUUGCUAGCCUCCGAGGUGAGGAAACUGUCGCAACGCCUGCAGGACAUGACAAAAGGAUUUAGCGACCAGGGAUUGGCCAUCAUCAAUGCCAACACUGAUUUGAAAUUGCAGCAGUUUGGUGCAGCAAGACGAGUUUUUCAGCAGCGAGGAGAUGUGGUCGAUGAAGAGAAAGCCAAAGAAGGAGAAGAUAAAACUCAACAGACUCACAGCAACGUGGUGAACAAUGAGGACGGAGCCUCUAGCGUGAAAAAUGACAGUCCAAGUUCAACAACUCCUGGAGGGAAGUUUCUUGGACAUCAUUUGUACCACGGAUUCACC